Molecule: messenger RNA, 1290 nt
Organism: Uranotaenia lowii
Lineage: Eukaryota; Metazoa; Arthropoda; Insecta; Diptera; Culicidae
Product: putative polypeptide N-acetylgalactosaminyltransferase 9
Exons: 5
Coding region: 1-1290 (429 amino acids)
Cellular component (GO): Golgi apparatus
Source: RefSeq, a predicted model, not a curated record
AUGAGGAGUAAAAACAAUGUAGAAAGUUCUCGAAUUGUGCUGAAGCGGAGAUUGCGGGUUCAAGUCCCGUUGAUGAGCCAUUCCCACCUGAAAACCCAACUGAGUGACUACUUCCUGGACUACCCCAAGGUGAGGAUCGUUCGUGCCGAAGAACGCUUGGGCUUGAUGAGAGCUCGACUACUUGGGGCCAGAAGUGCCGUAUCCGAAGUCCUAACAUUCCUGGAUGCUCAUGUGGAAUGUACUGAAGGCUGGUUGGAAGCCCUCCUUGAUCCGGUAGCUCGGAGUUGGACAACGAUAUCAAUACCAACCGUCGAUUGGAUCGAUGAGAAGGAUAUGCGUCUGCGGUCGGAGCAAGCACCGAAAUUCUACGGGGCAUACGAUUGGGAUCUGAACUUCGGUUGGUGGGGAAGAGCUACUCGGAAGGUUCAACCGGAGAAUACUUUCGAGCCAUUCGAUGUUCCUGCUAUGUCUGGUGGGUUGUUUUCCAUAACGAGAAGCUUCUUUGAGCACGUCGGUUGGUACGAUGAAGGUUUUGAGAUUUAUGGGAUAGAAAAUAUUGAGCUUUCAAUGAAGAGUUGGAUGUGCGGAGGAAAGAUGGUAACGGUUCCAUGCUCGAGAGUAGCUCAUAUCGCCAAAGCCGGUCAUCCUUAUAUGAUGCAAUCGCCGAAAGAUUACGUGAGAGCGAAUUCCCUCCGAUUGGCCGAAGUAUGGAUGGACGAGUAUAAGCAGGUGAUCUUCGACAUCUAUGGAAUCCCAAAGUAUCCGGUUGAUGACGCUGGAGAAGUAUGCUUGAGGAAAGAAAUUCGGAAGAAGGCCAAUUGCAAAUCUUUCAAAUACUACGUUCAAACAGCUUUUCCGGAAAUGCACUCGCCUGCUGUCAAAGGGUGGUUUCGAGGAGAGAUGAAAAACAAAGCCCUGGGUGACAACAUGUGCCUGCACUACAAUAAGGAGGAAAACUUCCUGGGCAUGCGGGUGUGUGACCAUCAAGAGCGCAAUCAAUAUUGGACACACAGCUACUAUCGGGACAUUAACAGUCGAAAGAAUUGUCUGGAUUAUCUGGGCUUUGGGAACGGGAUCCAAGUCUUUGGAUGCCAUCGGCAGCGAGGGAACCAGGGUUGGGAAAAUGUCAACGGCACGGGGCAGUUCCGAAACAUAAAACACAACAAGUGUUUAGGGUUGGAUGUGAGCGCCAAUAAUACACUGAUGGCCGAGGAUUGUGAUGCGAAAAAAGAUUCUCAAAUGUGGUUGGUGAAAGAGAUCACCAUGGAUGUGUCUAUAUUUUCUCCGUAG